ACAUUUUCAUUUCUGACUUGUGUUAUUCAAAUAUUUCUUUUCCAGUUUUGCGUUUAGACAUUCAACUUUAUUAAUUUUGCUUCUACAAACAAUCAGUUUAUUAAUAUGAAUUAAAAUAUUCAUAGCUUAUUGAUUGUAUUAUUGCGGCAUCUAGUAUGAUUCGAGAGUUUUAUUGAUAUUAUAAUUUCUUAUUCGACUAAACACCUAUAAGACGUCAAAAUGAUUGAAUAUUCAGAUCCGGAAUUCGAAAAGAAGCUCAUGCUCUUAAAAGACACCCAGGAUGCAAUUCAAUCAUUGUCUUCAUGGUGCCUUAAACGACACGAACAUUACAAAAGCAUAAUCGCUAUCUGGUUAAAGGCUAUUAGGAAGGUGAAGAUUGAGAAACGCUUGACUUUGUUUUAUCUAGCCAAUGAUGUCAUACAAUAUAGUAAGAAAAAGAAUUAUAAGUUUAUUGACGGAUGGGCUACUGCUAUUCAAAAAGCUAUUCCUUAUGUUAGAGAUGAAAAAAUACAAUCUAAAAUUUUAAGAAUUAUUAAAAUCUGGGAAGAAAGAGGUGUUUAUGAUGAUAGUUAUUUGGCUGAUUUAACUGGUUUGUUAACUACGCCAAUUCAGAAAUUAAAGUUAGCUGAUCCUGUACAAGAAUUUCAAAUACAUGCAUUGGCAGUUAAAAUACGUUCUUGUGUUAAACUGGAACAGAUUACAGACUUGAAGAUGAAGAAUUUAAGAGAAGCUAAUUUACCUCUUACUAAUAAUGAAGCUAUACAGAACAUGUUAAAAGACCGAACACGGAGUCAUGAGUUUCUUAAUGAAUUAAAUGAUGGCAUGUUAAAAAUUGAAAGUUACAUUAAAUGCCUCAAACGAGAAACUAUUGAUCGUGCUCAACUAAUAGAUGCUUUAGAAGUUGCUACAUCUUAUUAUGAAGAACAAAAUGGCGAAGUUAAAACUGUUGCUCAAGCAUAUUUUAAUUACACUAAAAGAGUAAAACUUCUGAAGAGUAAAUUGGAAUCUUUAGUUGGUUCUAUGCCAACAGACAGUCCAAUGCCUUCCCCUGAUAUUAACGCACCAUCCCCUUCGAGUUCUUCAGUUUCUAUUGAAGACUUAACUGUACAUAAUAUUAAUUAUGACACUGUAUUAAACUCUGAUAAAUAUAUGAUAAAUUCUUCGAUGGAAAAUAGCAUCAAUGAUUCUGAUAUUUAUGUGCCCACUACAGUUAUUAAUAAUAUUAAAUCAUAUAUUGCUCCUGACACAUACACUACUGUUCAAGAGUUGUAUGAUCCAGCUUCUGUGAAUUUUCCAGCAAUAGAAAAUCAAGAUCAACAAUCAUUAACUAGCCAGUUUCCAUAUGAUGCUCCAUCACCACCCCCAGAUGAGACUUUUGCCUAUUCAGCAUUUCCUAAUCAAACGGAUAUAUCAUAUACUAAUGAUAUAAGUCAUCAUGAUAAAAGUUCCACAUAUUCUACGAGCAGUUAUGAAGCUUAUGUGCCUACUCCAAUGCCAUCUAGUCAGCAAUUUCUAACUUCUGAAUUCUCUAAUAAUAUGAUACCUCCUACCAAUUCGUCAUCACUUAUAAAUGAAAAUACAAUACCAGUAUCUCUUGUUCCACAAACAGAUUGGGAUGUAACUGUACAUAAUGAUUGGUCAACAAAUGACACACCAGCAUCACCGCCUUUUCAUGAAAAAAUCUCCUAUCAAAACACUCCCAAUAUUAGUAAAUCUGACGGAGGGCCAGGAAUUGAUCAUUGUGUCUUAGCAUCAAAAGUAAUAGAUAGAGAUGAACGAAUUCCUCAAGAAAUUAUUACUAAAACUUCUGAUAUCGACCAUAGAAACUUAAUAAGUUUGACACAUUCUCCAAGUAUGAAUUCGUCAGUAGUAUCUGUUGAUGUUGAUUACCGAGCAUUUCCUGGUAUUCCCAUGCCACCAUCACCACCAGCUUUGCUUAUGGAAGCUGUAAGUAAACCACAAAAAGAUAAUGUAGAAAGUGUCGACAUGGAUUUGAGUGAUGAUGAUGAGAAGUCUAAAUCAAACCAUGAUCAAAAACAUCCUGUACUUUUACCCCCACCUCUUCCACCACCAAUGCCUUUUGACUUUGACCAACAAAGUGUACCAGAUGUUACAAACCAAUGGGAACAACCAUCCCAACCUUGGAGUCCCACUUUUAAUGAUAACCAGUGGAAUGUAGAACAAUCUGAACCAUGGAAACAUUCUAAUCAGUGGGAAAUAGAGCAAAGUGAUUCAAACUUUGUUCACAAUCAACCUCAACUUCAGUGGCCUCAACAUGCUCAAAGACCAGAUUUUAGGCCAAAAUGGAAAAGAGGAAUUAGUAAUUGGCCAAGAGGCCCUAGAUACUUACCAAUUUCUAGACCACCAAAUAGAUGGACUCUGGGACCACGUUUUGGACCGAGGAAUCAACCUUGGUAACCGGACAUCUACAAUUUUGUCAAAAAUGUGGGACUAUGAUUUUGAUGAAGAAUGAGUAAUUGAAAAUGAGAUCACUCAUUUAAUAUAUAUUUAAAUGUUUAGUUAAUGUUUAAUGUGUUACCAGUGAUACAUUUGUAGUAUUAUAUAAACAAGCGAAAUUUAGUGGAAGGGCCUAGUCAACAGAAUAUCUUGGGUAUUAUUUAACUUCUUUCUUUAAUUAUGUAUAUUCGAUAAAUUAAUACAUAUUUUUAUAUACUCAUGUAUAUAUUUUAUUAUUAUUUUUUUUUUAAUUUUAUUGUUGUAAAGUACAAUAA
This is a messenger RNA of Rhopalosiphum maidis (corn leaf aphid), 2732 nucleotides long. Its product is annotated as regulation of nuclear pre-mRNA domain-containing protein 2. Gene Ontology annotation, cellular component: RNA polymerase II, holoenzyme. The transcript is spliced from 10 exons. The record is from RefSeq and is a predicted model, not a curated record. The coding region runs from base 220 to 2418 and encodes 732 amino acids. Gene Ontology annotation, molecular function: RNA polymerase II complex binding. Lineage: Eukaryota; Metazoa; Arthropoda; Insecta; Hemiptera; Aphididae. Gene Ontology annotation, biological process: mRNA 3'-end processing.